Molecule: messenger RNA, 749 nt
Organism: Phasianus colchicus (ring-necked pheasant)
Lineage: Eukaryota; Metazoa; Chordata; Aves; Galliformes; Phasianidae
Source: RefSeq, a predicted model, not a curated record
AUGGGACCACCAUGUGGGGACGAGUUCCUACGGAUGGGACCACCACCCCCAAAUCCAGGCUUAUGGAUGGGACCACCUCCCCCAAAUUCAUACCUAUGGAUAAGACCAUCUCAUGGGGACGAGUUCCUAUAGAUGAGACCACCACCCCCAAAUCCACGCCUAUGGAUGAAACCAUCUCAUGGGGACGAGUUCCUAUAGAUGAGACCACCACCCCCAAACCCACACCUACGGAUGAGAUCACCACCCCCAAAUCCACGCCUAUGGAUGAGACCACCUCCCCCAAAUUCAUACCUAUGGAUAAGACCACCUCAUGGGGACGAGCUCCUACGGAUGAGGCCACCCCCAAAUCCAGGCCUAUGGAUGAGACCACCACCCCCAAAUCCAUGCCUAUGGAUGGGACCACCUUUCCCAAAUUCAUAUCUAUGGAUAAGACCACCUCAUGGGGACGAGUUCCAAUAGAUGAGACCACCACCCCCAAAUCCACACCUACGGAUGGGACCACCACCCCCAAAUCCAUACCUAUGAAUCAGACCACCUCAUGGGGACGAGCUCCUACGGAUGAGACCACCUCCCCCAAAUCCACGCCUAUGGAUGGGACCACCACCCCCAAAUCCACGCCUAUGGAUGGGACUACCUUUCCCAAAUUCAUACCUAUGGAUGAAACCACCUCAUGGGGACGAGUUCCUAUAGAUGAGACCACCACCCCCAAAUCCACGCGUAUGGAUGAGACCACCUCCCCCAAAUCCACA